AUGGAUCAAGAUGGCUUGGGAAACAAAAUAGCCAAGACAGUGAUUGAAACAUUCGCCAGCCUCAACUUGAAAUCAGGCAAGCCCACCACUCGCUCAAACGGGGUGGAAGAAUGGACAGUUUUGGCCAGUAUAGUAGCGAUCCAUCCAGAUCGGAUCCAACCGCUAACAAUCGCCACGGGGGUCAAGACGCUCCCUGAGUCCGUCCGUUCCUAUUCCAAUGGCUUGGUUGUCCAUGACAUGCACGCGGAAACGUUGGCGGUGCGCUUGUUCAACUUGUUCUUGCUUGGUGAGUGCCGCGAUCCAGCGUCAGUUUGGGUGGAGAAGAGUGAUGAUGAGGAGGGGACAAAGUGGCGGUGGAAGGAUGGUGGUGGGGCGUUGGCUUUGUUUGUAACUGAGCCUCCUUGUGGAGAUUUGAGUAUGGGGUAUUUGACGUCCCGUGUGGAUUCAAAUGAACCUUGGCCCCUAACCGAGGCAGCCACUGGCGAGAACACCGACGACAGUCUAAUUAAUGGAGUUGUUAGGGGUAGGCGUGGGUUUGGACAGUUGGGUGUCGUACGUACCAAACCUGGGAGAGCCGAUUCGUUGAUCAGUUACUCCAAGUCUUGUUCCGACAAAUUGUGCCUUAAGCAAUUGACUGGCAUUGGCAAUGGGGCAGUUGCCAGUGUGAUGGAGCCGGUUUUUCUUGAACAUUUGGUUGUGCGUGGAGUCAAACAGGAGGAUUUCCAGCGAUGUUUCGUUGACAGGUUCCAAGUGCCGGGGGCUAGACACUGGACGAUGAUCAGCUAUGACAUCAACGACUAUGAAUUCCACAAGAGUGAUACUAAGGAAGUGAGUCUUGUUUCACUCUUGUAUAUUGUGCCGCAGCUGCGGGUGCAGGUUCUCAAUAACGGAAUCAAGCAGGGUGCUGCGUUGAAGAAACAGACGCCCAAGGCUGGUUCCGGGAGCAUGGUGUGUAAUCGAAAUUUCAUGAAGGAAUUGGCAAAGUUGCAAAAGACCCAGGCAAACACCUAUCUCGAGUUCAAGACGGGCCAAUUGCAGCGACAGCAGUUGAAACAGCAAGGCAGAGCUCAUUUACGCAACUGGGUGCCUACGGGAGCAGACGACUUUAGUCUCUAG
Molecule: messenger RNA, 1116 nt
Organism: Lodderomyces beijingensis
Lineage: Eukaryota; Fungi; Ascomycota; Pichiomycetes; Serinales; Debaryomycetaceae
Source: the annotation of a GenBank genome assembly